AUGGAGUCUAUGGAAUCGCGGGGUCCCAGUGGCGUGCAAUUCCGCAAGCUAGAUCCGUCAAGAUCAGAGAUACGCCUCCUCCAGCUACAGCCAGCCGACGAUAUCGACCAAGCUCCCGUCGCUCGUCUUAUCAAUGUGGCCCUCACAGACAAGAUAGAGUACCUGGCGAUAUCCUGCUUACUAUCAGGAACCGAGACGGAAAAUAUCAUAAUCAACGACAACAAUAUUGCAGUGCCAGCCAGCCUAGGCCAGAUACUCAGACAUGUCCGCGCAGUUUUUCUCGAUCCUCCGGCCCAACCUGGUCGGCCAUGGUCCCCGACUCAGACGAAGAACAAGAGACCCAACUGGCUGAAGGAGGCUUUGAGGCAAGUCAAGUCAGUUUUCGGAGAUUCACAGGGGGGCCGGGAUGACGAGAAGACCCUCUAUGUCUGGUUUGACGCUCUUUGCAUUGAUCAUCGGAACCCACAAGAGGAGGCUCAGAAACUCACGCACAUGGGGAUGGUCUACCGCUCUGCCCAGAUGGUGGUUGGGUGGCUUGGGCCCAAGGGAGAGCUCACUGAUGUCUCUCUGGAAAUAUUACAGCACGUGGAAGCGGCAAUGCCGCCCAACUUCGGCGAGCCUGAGGAUAAGCGACUUCACCCUGAGAACUAUGCCCCGCAACACCAAUGGUUACAGAAGGUAGCUUAUCUCUGGUCUCAAGGGCUUGAGGGCCCUUACUACCCAGCACUUGUUGAUUUUACCGGGAGACCACUUUUUCACCGAACGUGGCUUAUCGAUGAAAUUGCCAUGGCCCGAUAUCCGAUAUUCCUGAUAGGCGACCGACUGGUUUCUUGGAAGCAGGUCAUCACUUUGAACCGCUUGCUAGAAGAGCUUACCAAUGAAUCGCUCGUCUUCCCGCCAGGCCUACGGUCUGUUGCACAGUCGUGGCCACUUGGCACUGUUUACACUAUGUUGAAGCAUUACGAAAAUAGGAUUCGGGACGAGGAGAAGAAUACCAGGUUGGGUGUGCUGAAGCAGGUCGAGAUGAAGAAACAAAAAGAGCAAGCCCGGGAAAUAUCAGGAGCAGGCGAGAUGGCGCAGACUGAAUUCAGGCGGAAAGGCUCCAUAGCGCCUUCGAUAACGUAUGAGCCGACGUCGUUUGAAGCCUCAAGGGAAACCAUUGGUCAGGCAUCUUCGAUUGACAACUCGAGGAGAAUAACGGGCCGGGCGUUGUGA
Messenger RNA from Neoarthrinium moseri, 1215 nucleotides. RefSeq lists its product as uncharacterized. Bases 1 to 1215 code for a protein of 404 amino acids. Lineage: Eukaryota; Fungi; Ascomycota; Sordariomycetes; Amphisphaeriales; Apiosporaceae. The record is from RefSeq and is a predicted model, not a curated record. The transcript has a single exon.